AUGGUCGUUCAUUACAAUCCGUUUACCAAGGAGCCCUAUCUCCAGCUUCCAGCGCCAUGUGAAAACAUUAUCAUCACUCCACACCGAGAACACCAGAUUGAGGAAACAGCUGCUGUGAUGACUGAAAUCCUGAAUGACUCGCGCGUGUAUGCCUGGCUACAGGGGCCUCCAUUCCCAUUUCUCCCUGAGCACGGCCGGGACUGGGUGAAAACGAAGUUAACAGAGCACAAAGCUCUUGUGUCUACUCUACAGCAAGAAUUCGAAACGUCGAAGUCCCCAUUGCAAGGCGACAACUCAGAUAGUCAAGAGAAACAAGCAUUCUUCGAUCAAUGUCCUUUCGUUUGCAUUCGCGAAGUAACAAAAAGAGAUCCUGAGACCGGCGUCCCACUUCAGGAUGUCAUGAUCGGAGAUAUUGGACUGACGCGGUAUGCGUUCUAUGAGGUGCAACCCAAUAGUUCGGAGCUUGCGCUGGCAUUGGAGCAGAAUAAUGCUUUGCCGGCGGGCCACAAGGAUAUCGUCUGGGGCAUAGGAAACUACCUUUCUCCAACGCACCACGGUCGAGGAAUUAUGAGUCUUGCUGUUCGAGCUAUCGUUCAAGAUUGGGCGAUUCCUCGGAUGAAUCUUCACCAUCUCAAAUCCAGCUAUUAUCUUGGGAAUAUAGGCAGUUCAAGAGUAUUUGAGAAGAACAAUUUUGAGAAAGUCUGUACAUUGAAGGAUUGGUCCAAGGGAAAUCCCAAGAAGGGACAAGGGAUGAUGUCGAUGGCUGUGAUGGAGUGGAAGGGAUAUUUUUAG
Penicillium paradoxum is the source of this 792-nucleotide messenger RNA. Its product is annotated as GNAT family N-acetyltransferase. The coding region runs from base 1 to 792 and encodes 263 amino acids. NCBI's taxonomy places the organism in Eukaryota, Fungi, Ascomycota, Eurotiomycetes, Eurotiales, Aspergillaceae. Gene Ontology annotation, molecular function: acyltransferase activity, transferring groups other than amino-acyl groups. The record is from RefSeq and is a predicted model, not a curated record. The transcript has 2 exons.